AUGGAACAGUCUCGUCCAUUGGGGUCUUAUGGACAAAAUCCUCCUCCGCAAGGCCCCUCCUCACAACCAGCCGGACCGGUGCUUCCACCCCCAGCGGGCCCGUUUCAUUCCGUAACCCAGUCCUCAGGCCACUCUCUCCCAGGCCUGGCAGACUUGGCGCAGGGCCCUGGUGCACCACACCAACCACCUCCCUUUGGACAACACCCACAGCCUUCCCAUGGCGGAACGCAUUCACUGCCAGGUAUCGGGCAGGCGAUGCAGCACCCCUCUCCCCAAUUGAAUCGCGACCGGGAGCGCGACUCCAGGGAGCGAGAGAUGUUGGAGAGACAACGGCACGAGGAUAUGGUACAGAGAGAGCGAGAGCAGCGUGAACGCGAGAGAGAACAUCUUGAGCGUCAACAGCGCGAACAGCAGCAGCACCCUGUUCAGAGUCAUACUGGCUCGAUCCCUAUCCACCAGCCUGUCGCGUCAAAAGUGCCCAACUCCAUUCAUGGGCCAAAUGGUUUGCUCUCAAACAUCGGCGGAGGUGCUCCGUCAAACCCUUCGCAGAGCUCAGUCCAAUCGAAUACUGUCAGUAGCUUAUUUGGAACCCAGAUGCCGCCUCACCAAGAUGGCGCCCCUCGACCGUACAUGCCGCAUACACAACCGCCACCUUCGCAGCCGAUGAUGGGUUAUAAUGGAUCUACUGCUCCGGCGGCCGCCCAAAUACCGGGGAAUGUUGCGGCUAUGGCACAAGGCCAACAGCCUAUUCUGAAUGACGCGCUCAGUUACCUUGAUCAGGUCAAGGUGCGGUUUGUUGAUCAACCGGAUGUCUACAAUCGCUUUUUAGACAUUAUGAAGGACUUCAAAAGCCAAGCGAUUGACACACCUGGCGUUAUCCAGCGAGUUUCGAACCUUUUCACCGGACACCCCGCUCUAAUUCAAGGGUUCAACACAUUCUUGCCCCCUGGUUAUCGCAUCGAGUGCGGAACAGACGACAAUCCCAAUGCCAUUCGCGUGACCACACCAUCUGGUACUAACACUUUAUCGAUGGCUACUCGCCCCCCUCGCUCAUCUCUCGACUCCACUGACGAUAUGGGAGCGUCGGGAGGACUUGUACCGCCAUCGCGGCCAGAUUACUAUGACCAACCACGGAACAGCUGGCAGCAACCACAACAUCAGACGCAACCCGGGAUUGCAGGAUCGUACUCACCAAAUAAUCGUCCUUUGGGAGGUCUUUACGGACAGCAGGGAAGUCAAAACCAGACUCAAGAUCACCAUUACGAGUAUCAGAGCCAGCAAGAACAGCAGGCUGCCUUGAAUGCUGUCGCUCUCCAUCAACAAGAUCAAAGAGGAGUCUCAACGCUUCAGAGUGCUGCUGCUGCAACGUCUGGUGCAGGCAGACCCUCUCUGUUACAGGUGUCCCCCGGGACAGCAUCUAGUAAUGGACCUAUGAGCAAUUUGGUUGGUGUUGGUGCCGGUGUUCUGCAAGGACCUCAAGGAGAUCUCAAUAAGCGGGGACCCGUUGAGUUUAACCAUGCAAUCAGCUAUGUGAACAAAAUAAAGAAUCGUUUCGCAGGUGCCCCAGAAAUUUAUAAACAAUUUCUGGAGAUAUUGCAGACGUAUCAACGUGAAUCGAAACCUAUUCAAGAUGUUUACGCUCAAGUGACUCAACUGUUCCAUUCUGCACCAGAUCUGUUAGAAGACUUUAAACAAUUUCUUCCCGAUUCUGCGGCGCAGGCCAAACAGCAAGCUCAAGCUGCUCGACAAGCUCUUGAUGACCCUGCGCCCACUAGCAGUAUGCGUGGAGAAAUGCCAUAUCCACCUUCUGUCGCCGUGGCUCAAUCUCAGACACCUGGACGGGAUGUCAAAAUGCCCCCUCUGGGACAAUUCAACGUUAAAGAUUCAAGUAAAGAUGGCAAAAAACGCCGAGGUGGACCGGGCAUUGGCAGCAGCCUUGGUGCCCCAGCUCCUGGGCCAUCUCUUGACGCCUCGAGAAUGGGUGAUGCACAGUCCACCCGUGCUGGCAGCGUCCAGGCCAGUGGGAUAAAUAAAAGAGCCAAAGUUCAUCAUACUAAACCAAUGCAGGCAGAUGGACCGAUGGUUUCCCCAACGCUGGUGCCCGCACUUCCUGAACCCAUACCGCCAGUUCACUCGAUUGCGCCGAACAAUGAUGAGUUCGCCUUCUUUGACCGGGUUAAGAAGUUCAUCGGCAACAAACAGACCUUUUUGGAGUUUUUGAAACUGUGUAAUCUGUAUUCGACCGAUCUGAUCGACCGUCACAUACUGGUUAAGAGAGCUGCCGGGUUUAUUGGAUCUAACCCAGAGCUGAUGUCCUGGUUUAAACGCUUCAUGCACAUUGAAGAUCCAGAAGACCGAAUUAUUGAUUUGAAACCCAAACAGGAGCCUGGGUCAGUCAACCUUGCUCACUGUCGCUCGCUUGGGCCUAGCUACCGUCUUCUGCCGAAAAGAGAGCGGCAGAAGCCAUGCAGUGGCCGAGAUGAGCUUUGUCGCAGUGUACUGAACGAUGAAUGGGCAUCACAUCCUACGUGGGAGUCCGAAGAUUCUGGUUUCGUCGCGCACCGAAAGAACCAAUACGAAGAUGCCCUUCAUCGUAUUGAAGAAGACCGCCAUGAUUAUGAUCACCACAUUGAGGCGUGUGUUCGUACAAUCCAACUCAUCGAGCCUAUCGUACAGCAAUUCUUGGUUAUGUCAGAGGCAGAACGGGCUGCGUUCGUAUUACCGCCUGGUUUAGGGGGACAGAGCGAGUCUAUCUACAAGCGGGUAAUUAAGAAAGUUUAUGAUCGUCAACGUGGAGAACUCAUCAUUCAGCAAAUGUUUGAACGGCCUUGCCACGUCCUUCCUGUUCUCUUGUAUCGCCUUAAACAGAAAUGCGAGGAGUGGAAAGCUAGCCAGCGCGAGUGGGACAAAGUAUGGCGUGAACAGAUGCAGCGAUGCUUCUGGCGUAGCCUCGACCACCAGGCAAUUACGAACAAGGGGGUGGACAAGAAACUAUUCUCGUCAAAGAACAUCCAAAACGAGAUCCAAGCCAAAUACGAAGAGGGACGUAACGUGCGCAAGAGUGGCUUUCACAUCCCUAGCCAUCAAUUCGAAUUCGAAUUUUCCGAUCCUGCUGUCAUUAUUGAUGCGGCUCAGCUUUUGCUCACUUAUAUUGACCGCAAUUCUGGAAACUAUGGCCAGGAACCUCAGCGGGUGAUUGCUUUCAUCAAAGACUUCAUCCCUAUUUUCUUCGGGAUGGAUCGUGAUACAUUCCAUAUAUACAUGAACGAGUUGUCUAAUGGAACGUCACCUGAGGAGACGGAUGAAGAUGCUAUGGCGGUCGACGAGUCCUCGAACCGCAGCCGUCGUGGUGCCACCGCUAAAAGGCUGGAUCUUCUCCGCGACGUUCUUGAACGUCGCGGCGAAAAGGGAACCAUCAGCACUGGCCCUAGUCGUGAUGCGACUCCCGAUGCGGUGCUUGUCCCGUCGACUCCAAUUCCAGAUCCGACGGAACCUUUUGAUGUCGCCGAGUUGAAAUGGAUGGAGCACCCUGGCCAAGGUAAUUUUAACCUUCAUCGUGAAUAUACACUCAACCAGGCAUACGACAAGAAGGUGCAUCACCUGUACAGCAAUUUGAAUGUCUACUGCUUUUUCCGUACUUUUGAGCUUUUGUACAGCCGCCUAUUGAAGGUUAAACUGCAUGAAAAGGAAGCACACGAGGAUGUUCGUCGCCAGCUUCUACCAAAGGCUGCCCGGGAAUUAGGACUCCUGGACAAGCUGCCUAAUGAUUUCCUCUUCGACACCAGUCCUACUGCCAAUUUUUACCAGCAAAUUGUUCGUAUGUGUGAUGAAGUCAUCAAGGGUGAUCUAGAGCCUACGCACUUGGAAGAGACACUACGUCGGUAUUAUCUGAAGAGUGGAUACCAACUGUAUAACCUGGACAAGAUCUUUGCUGGCAUCGCCCGCUUCGCUAGCAAUAUCUUCAUGGGAGAUCAAAGGGACCGCAGCGACAACAUUGUCAAUCUCUUCUUCAAAGAACGGGACAAGGAUGAGACGACCCACUACCAGGAGAUGCAGUAUCGCAAGCAAGUUGAACGCCUGGUUAAGGAAGGUGAAAUCUACCGUAUAACUUACGAUCCGGCCACCCAAAAGACAUAUAUACAAAUGAUGACCGCCGAAGAGAGCACAUUUGAAGCCGAGGAACUUAGCCCGGAGGCUCGCUGGUCUUACUAUGUUUCUGCAUACACCAUGCGUGAUCCCACAGAGGGCAUUCCGUUCUCGCAAAUGCGCAUGCCUUUCCUCAAGCGCAACCUGCCCACGAAUCUAGAACAAGACGAGGAAUACAAACGCUAUUACCGCCGCCUGGUCCACCAGGAUGGAUUAGUUAUUCGUAUCUGCGCGAACAGCUACCAUAUUCUCUACGAACCGGGCAGCUACGACUGGUGGUGGCGUCCUACUGCGUCCAACCAAGAGGAAGUUGACGAAAAUGCCAAGGAAUUUUCUACCAUCAAAGACCGCCGUCAAGACCGGUUCCGCGAGAAGUUUAUCAACAAUCCAAGCUGGGCGCAGGGCUUGAGUAAGGACGAAGUGGACGCAUCCAACAAAAAGUUCCGUUCGUGGGUCAACGGCACCAGUGAAGCCGAUGAAGCGGAACAGGCUGCUGCUGAGAAGGCUGCCGGUGCUGAAGCUGCUCCUGCUGUUGAACUCCCUACCGGUGACAAGGUACAAGAGAAAGAGCCCGAGGAGAAGGUAAAAGAAGAUGCGGAUAUGGCGGAUGCCGAGCCAUUAACCAGCAAGGCGGAGGAAUAA
Talaromyces proteolyticus is the source of this 4788-nucleotide messenger RNA. RefSeq names its product putative transcription factor. The record is from RefSeq and is a predicted model, not a curated record. The coding region runs from base 1 to 4788 and encodes 1595 amino acids. Gene Ontology annotation, molecular function: transcription corepressor activity. Gene Ontology annotation, cellular component: Sin3-type complex; chromatin. The transcript has 8 exons. Gene Ontology annotation, biological process: negative regulation of transcription by RNA polymerase II. NCBI's taxonomy places the organism in Eukaryota, Fungi, Ascomycota, Eurotiomycetes, Eurotiales, Trichocomaceae.